Messenger RNA from Hypoxylon trugodes, 2187 nucleotides. RefSeq lists its product as uncharacterized. The record is from RefSeq and is a predicted model, not a curated record. The transcript has 6 exons. The coding region runs from base 259 to 1929 and encodes 556 amino acids. Lineage: Eukaryota; Fungi; Ascomycota; Sordariomycetes; Xylariales; Hypoxylaceae.
CGGGUAGCAAACCUUACAAUAAAGGACAACUCACACAUAUUUAUCUUAGUUGACACAGAAAAGUGACAGGUGCUAAAACAGACGGUUUCACGACAUCUGCGAUGCGACUGUAUCAGCCAAUCCGCCUACCCAGGUCCUCUAGCCUUGCUGCCUGAGGGUAUUACGGCGUCGAGUAUAUUUGAACGUCAACAUAUCCAUCUCCUCUUUCCAACUUUAUGGAUUCUUCUUCUGAAAUUAUGUUCGCUAUACAAGUUCGAGAUGGCCAACGAAUUAGUGUGCGCAAAUUGCUCCGGGGUUGGGAGCCAGAGCUGUUCAUAUUGCCGACUAGUACUAUAUUGCAAUAGCAACUGCCAAAGACUUCACUGGCCGACGCAUAAGGCAGAUUGUCGAAAUAACCCCUUAUUGAAACCGAAUUGGCGCCCUCGAUGGGAGACGGAAUAUCGCGAGCCCGCUUUUAUGGGCGGUCCCCGUCUUCAGGUAUUCAACUAUCAGAUGAAAUACCUCUGGGGUAACAUGCCCGCAUUCGAUUUACUCAACAUCCCGUCGAAUGAGGGCGUCGACUACGCCAAACCAUUGAGCCUCCUCUUUGCCGCUUCCGGAGAUAUCCGAAAUGUCGUGAAGACCAUCACCUCCCUCCCUAAAGGUUUCCGAAGCCCCAUGAGCAUCUACUUAAACGAUAGGGACGGAGAUGUCGUCGGUCGGAACGCUAUCAUGUUGCUUCUAGCACUGGCAGAAGACGACUCAAGCGUUGUAGUCGAGAAUAUAGUCCACUUGUGGUACUCUGCAUUUAUCCCCCAAUCGCUCUACGAUAUACUAAGAGGGAAGAUCCACGACUUGGUUCAGGACGUCUGUUCCAAGAUCGCACACAAGGCACCGAAUGCACCUAUGGGGAAGACAUGGAUAUUUGGUUCGAGGUCCCUUCGGCUCGUCUUGACCAAGAAGCAAUGGUCCGAUCUACUCGCCAGCCUAGAGGUUCCAGCUGGUCUCACGACUAAGAAAGCGCAGGAUAUUCGCCGGGCCAUCACCAUAGCUCCGCAGAGGGUAGAUCAUAGAGAACGAAGAUACUUUGCGCAAACCCCCGGGGACCGUGCCAGCGCUCAGAAGUUUCGUGAAGAUGGGAUCGUCAUUCCAUUCGGUGCAUCUCGAGAUCCGUUCACAGUGCCGAACCCUACUCUCUUCCGCAACACCAGUACUUGGCCCUUAAAAGACGAUGCGGAGCCUCUUAGUGGUUGGCUCAAGUCAGAGGUCUUAGCAGUGUCAACUGGUAGCGCUACCAACGAUGUAUACGGUAAACUCAGCUUCCUCCUCAAGGACCUUCUCAUCGAUUUCCAUGGCCGCCUGAAGAACAUGAAUGUCGCGUUCCAAUUGUCAAAUAUCAACGCCGAAGGGUUGUCUGGCCACCUCGGCCAGAGCGUCACAUUCGAUCGCAUUGAGGUCUCGAACAUAUCCGACGCGGGUUAUCUGGGAAUGGCGAAGGUCAUAGGGUUCAUCGGCCCACUCUUAAAACCGCGCAAUGAGAACCCCCACGCCACUCUAGUCGCUCUAUUCCUCAAUGCGGUCGAUGAAAUAUUCGAUGACGACGAAAAACGCAAGGUCAUCAAACGCGAAAUGGGACUGGUGUACAAGUACCUGCCUAUGCAAAUGCCCACCGGACCAUACGAUGCGAAUAUCAUCAUCAGUGACGUUGCGACUCAACAAAUCCGUGAUGUUGACAAGUACUUUAAUAAGUAUAUGCAGCUCCAUUGCUUUCCCAACAUCGUCGAGCUGUCGGGUAUGGACUUUAAGAAGAAGCACACCAUCAUUGAUCCAUGGCCGAUGAGGUUAAAGAAGAAAUCCCACCAGAAAGGGGCCAAAGAGGAAUUCGAUCUCUUAUUAUCAUCCGACAAUUCUGGAUGCGAGCGAUACAUGGAGUGGCAGUUUAGGACGUAAUGAUUGAAUUAGAGAAGCUCGAAGGUUGGUGACUGUGUUCUUGGUGGAACGUCUCGGCGAUAAUUGGUUCCAAAAGUAUGCGUCAAGUUGGGAAUAAAUUCAUAGUUCCGAUUCGUACACUGCGCCGGAUAUGAGCCUGAAUAGGUGCAUGAAAAUGUGGACAUGUGGCUUACAUCUAGACUAGCAAACGUGUUGCCAAUUGACACGUCCUAGUCGGGCAGCAAUGCCGACUCAACGCCAGGUCAGAGUCGGAGAGCA